Molecule: messenger RNA, 206 nt
Organism: Acanthoscelides obtectus
Lineage: Eukaryota; Metazoa; Arthropoda; Insecta; Coleoptera; Chrysomelidae
Source: the annotation of a GenBank genome assembly
CUUAGAACGCAAAUGUAUUUGGACCACAUAGAUAGGCCGCUGGGUAUUGUGGCUCAUUACAGCUGCAGCACAUCUUCCAUGGUAUGUCCUCUUCUUGCAAUAAGUUAUUCGCUGUUAGAUCGCUAAUCGAAAUCCGACUCUGUUAUUAUAAAAAUUUACCUUGGAUGCACCCGUAGUCAUCCUUUGCUCUUUUAAAGUAGCGCCGA